AUGACUGACGAUGAGAGACUGGGGAGGAAGAGGAGUUUCUCUUUGCUGCGUUGUUGCUCUCGGGCCUUGAAGCGGGUGAAGGAUGCCACAAGUGCGUUCCUCAGUGCUCGGGCGUCUGUAAGCAUUGCCAAUGCCCGACAGACGCCGGAGGUCAUCGGUGACCCGGUGGACUUGGCGUCUGUACCCAAUGCCCGGCAGACGCCGGAGACGACUAAUGACCCGCCGUCUGCAACCAAUGCCCGACAGACGUUGGAGGUAAGGCAACCGCACGGAACGUUUCUGGCUGCUAACAAGGGGGCUUUCGCGUGGCGUAACCCGGCUGGUGGUGUGAUCACCUGGGGCCUUCGUUCAUACGGAGGUGAUAGCAGUGCUGUUCGAUAUUGUCUGAAAGAUGUACAGCAGAUACAGGCUUCAGAUCGAGCCUUCGCGGCUAUCUUGGCUGACGGAAACGUCGUGACAUGGGGCGAUCCUGAGUAUGGAGCUGACAGUAGGGAAGUUCAAGAUCGUCUUCGGGGCGUACAGCAGAUCCAGGCCACCAGCUGUAGCUUUGCCGCCAUCUUGCAAGAUGGGAGUGUCGUCACCUGGGGCUCACCAGAUCACGGCGGAGAUAGUGAUCAGGUGCGUGGGAGGCUGAAAAAUGUGGUGAAGAUCCAGGCGACGGUCGGUGGUGGUUUCGCCGCUUUGAGGGCCGAUGGGCUCGUGGUGGCCUGGGGAAAUCCGGAUGCAGGGGGCAGCUGUAAAAAAGUUCAGGGCCUCUUGAAGGGCGUCAAGCAGAUCCAGGCGACGGAGAAUGCUUUUGCAGCGCUUUUGUCUGACGGCCGCGUGGUGACUUGGGGUGAUCGAAAUUUCGGCGGGGACAGCAGAUCAGUUCAACCGCAGCUGAAAGACGUACAGCACCUUCAGGCAACAACUUACACCUUCGCCGCUCUGUUGAGAGAUGGAAGUGUCGUGCCAUGGUCGGAUGAAAACCUGGGCGGUGACCAUCGCAGUGUUCGACAUCUGAAGACUGUCUGUCAGAUUCAGGCCAAGACGAAAGACGAGAUGGUUACCAUAACAACCGUAUCGUUUCUCUUGUUGCCUUCUCUUACUUUACUACCCUAA
Molecule: messenger RNA, 1101 nt
Organism: Symbiodinium sp. CCMP2592
Lineage: Eukaryota; Dinophyceae; Suessiales; Symbiodiniaceae
Source: the annotation of a GenBank genome assembly